UGGGUUGAGUGUGUGAGUCUCUCUUCUCAGGAUUUCUAGUUUCCCCUCGUAGAUAGAAAUACAGAGGACCAGUGUAUGAGAGAGAAGUUGACUGAACAGCGCACAGGCUGUCGCUCUACACACCGGAUUCCGGGGGCACUGCUUCUCGGACUAAAAGCGUGCUUGUUCUGUCGGGCGUACAGGGGGAAAGCCGUCUGCUAUGAGGUGGAUGCAAAGCAAAGUGUGAUUUUUGAUUUAUAAACAUUUCUCAACCUGCAGCGGGAAGAGAGUGGAAAUCACGGAGCACCGCACUCUCACUUUCCGCGGAUUGCAACGUGAAAUAGCGGAUAUCUUUUGCUCCGCGCAUUUGCAUGGAUUUACCACAUAGGUGUGCGAUGUUCAGACUACAGAUUGUCUUUUGCACUUUGUCGGUGCUACUGUCACUUUCAUUUGGUGGAGAUGUUAAAUCGCGGAGCUGCAAUGAUGUUCGGCAAGCCUACACCGCCAAAGGCUUUAGUCUCGCCAGUGUUCCUCACCAGGAAAUAUCAGGUGAACAUCUGCGCGUGUGUUCCCAAGGUUACACCUGCUGUACGUCAGAAAUGGAGGACUCACUCGGCCAGCAGAGCAAGCUGGAGUUUGAGAACCUAGUGGAGGAGAUGAGCCAGAACUUGCGAACCACAUUCACCAGUCGGCAUAAAAAGUUUGACGAAUUCUUCUUGGAGUUGCUGGAAAACUCACAGAGGUCGCUGAAUGACAUGUUCGUGCGGACAUACGGCAAGUUGUACAUGCAGAACUCGGAGGUCUUUCAGGAGCUGUUCACGGAGCUCAAGCGCUACUACACGGGCGGCAACGUCAACCUCCAGGAGAUGCUCAACGACUUCUGGUCGCGGUUGCUCGAGCGCAUGUUCCAGCUGCUCAACUCGCAGUACCACUUCACCGACGACUACCUGGAAUGCAUCAGCAAGUACACUGACCAGCUCAAGCCGUUUGGCGACGUGCCCCGCAAGCUGAAGGCCCAGGUCACGAGGGCCUUCAUCGCAGCCCGGACGUUUGUUCAGGGGCUCAUGGUUGGCAGAGAGGUGGCAAACAGAGUGGCAAAGGUGAAUGUGUCGCCAGGCUGCUCUAAGGCGCUCACACGGAUGCUGUACUGCCCAUACUGCGGAGGACUGCCCGACCUUAAGCCCUGCGGCAACUACUGCCAGAACGUCAUCAAGGGCUGCCUGGCCAAUCAGGCCGACUUGGACCCAGAGUGGAACUUAUUCAUUGAUGCCAUGCUGUUGGUGGCAGACAGAUUGGAAGGACCGUUCAACAUAGAGGCCGUCAUGGAGCCCAUAGAUGUCAAGAUCUCCGAGGCCAUCAUGACCAUGCAGGAUAACACCAUGCAAGUUUCAGCAAAGGUCUUUCAGGGAUGUGGGCAUCCCAAGCCUGCCGGAAUGGGGCGGUCCACCCGCGGCAUCACAGACACUUUCAACGCCCGCUUCAGACCCUACAGCCCCGAGGAGCGGCCCACCACAGCCGCUGGCACCAGCCUAGACCGCCUGAGGAUUGUCUGGAGGACAAUGCAACAAAGCGUGGUGGAUAUCAAGGAGAAAUUGAAAGAGUCCAAGAGGUUCUGGUCUGGCUUGCCGAACAGCAUCUGCUCAGAAGGGAGGGUAGUGAGCUCUGACUCAGAGCAGUGCUGGAACAGUCACACCAAGGGCAGGUACUUCCCUGAAGUAGUGAAGGACGGUUUGACAAAUCAGCUGCACAAUCCCGAGGUGGAGGUGGACAUCACUCGACCUGACACCUUCAUCCGCCAGCAGAUCAUGACGCUCCGCAUGAUGACCACGAAGUUACGGAACGCAUACAACGGCAACGACAUCUACUUUCAAGAUUCCAGUGACGAGGGCAGUGGCUCGGGCAGCGGGAGCGGCUGUACGGAAGGCUGCACCACAGAGUUCGAGUUCACCGGGACCGAGGCCCCUGUGGUAAGCGCUGACCGCAGCGAUGGUCAGGCCGCCUCUGGCCACGCCACGUCCUGUGUGGCCGCCUCGUCUGUCCUCCUCACGUCACUGGCACUGCAGCUGGUCCUGCUCUGGCAGUGGAGAUAAUGGUAGUGUGAGGGGUGGGAGAGAGAGAGAAGUAUAGAGAGAGAGAGAAGGAUAGAGAGAGAGAGAGGGAUAGAGAGAGAAAGAGGGAUAGAGAGACAAGGGCAGAUAGGAAUCACCAUGGACUCUCUGAGCAUGUCAGACAGCGCAGCAGCACAGACGUGGACGCUCAUGCUGUCAGCCUUUCCCAAACCGGACAAUUUUACUAAAAAAAAAAUAGAAAAGAAAUGGAGAAAAAAAUUAAAUACGUUGGAAAGAGAGAACAAGAAAGAGAGAGAGAGAGAGAAGUGAAGAGAGUGAAAAACGUCAAAUGAAAUUGAAAUGAGAGAAACCCCCCAGGUGGAGAGCAGCUUCACUGCGAGGGGAGAAACGAAUGAGAGUGUGCACCUCUGCAUCCUGCUUGUUCCAAAGAAUGCCCGGUGCCACCAUCAAAACAGCUUUCGAUACGGCCAACAACUACUUUUUCUUCUCAUUUCCAUCACUGAGGCGCAGCUCGCUCAGUCGGAGUACAGCAAAGAAACACAAAAAGGACAAAAAAAGAUUCAAAAAAGAAAAUAAAUUCUAUUUUUUGUUGUUUUGUUUUAUACUGACUAAAUGGAACCUUUAAAAUGUAAAAAAAGAGAAAAAAAAUCCCUGAAGUCUGUUUUGCCCUGUUCAGCCCCUCCAACCCAGAGCAACAAAUAGUGAUGUGCAGAUACUCACAUUCUACUGUGAGUAAACAUGAGAAGGUUGUUAUUUUUGAUUCUCCGAGCUUUUAAUUCUGCAUAUGCACACAAAUGGCGUGUCAUUGCUGUGAUUGAAGAGAAAUUUGAACGAAUUUUAGAGUUGAAAGCUUAACACAGUUUUGCACACAUUUGAAAGUAAACAUUACAUGAAAGGCUUAGUAUAAACAACUUCAGCUUUUGCACAGAUUUGGUUGGUUCAAUCUUUUUAUUAAUAUAAUCUUUGUUUUUUUUUUCUUAUGAAGAGAAAAGAAAAAUUAUUUAUAUUUUCGAAAAUAGCUAUAUUUUAGCCUCUAUCAACAUUGGAUCUAAAUUAACAUCAUAUCUAACAGAGCUUAUUAUGCUGAUUUUAACAGUCUGUUCCUUUAAAAUGCAGGCAUUAAUUUAUUUUCUUUUUUUUCUUUAGUUUUUUUUUGAGAGCAUUGAUGUUUUUGGUGAAGUCAGUCUAACUGCAAAUGGAGGACUAAGUAAAAUGCCCUUACCGUUAAUCUGGUGUGUGUGAAUGAAGUCCUCAUCCAGAGUGCACACAUUUGUGACAUUAUGACACAUGAAUGUGUUGAUGAAAUAACCUGAUAACACCCCGCCAUCCAAAACUCAUCACUGCAAAGCACACCUAUCAGUGUCACCUCACAGUGAACUGUAUAUCUAAUUAAAACUUAACAAAUUCUACCCUGUUCAGAUUAGGUGUUGGGGGAAGGGAGAAGU
This is a messenger RNA of Alosa sapidissima (American shad), 3493 nucleotides long. It is a transcript of the gene gpc6a, whose product is annotated as glypican 6a. The transcript has 10 exons. Gene Ontology annotation, biological process: regulation of protein localization to membrane; regulation of signal transduction; cell migration. Gene Ontology annotation, cellular component: extracellular region; plasma membrane; cell surface. Lineage: Eukaryota; Metazoa; Chordata; Actinopteri; Clupeiformes; Clupeidae. Bases 351 to 2069 code for a protein of 572 amino acids. The record is from RefSeq and is a predicted model, not a curated record.